Molecule: messenger RNA, 891 nt
Organism: Indicator indicator
Lineage: Eukaryota; Metazoa; Chordata; Aves; Piciformes; Indicatoridae
Gene: CFAP161
Product: cilia and flagella associated protein 161
Exons: 7
Coding region: 1-891 (296 amino acids)
Biological process (GO): cilium assembly
Cellular component (GO): motile cilium
Source: RefSeq, a predicted model, not a curated record
AUGGCCGGCCACAGGCCCAGGGUCCUCAUCGGCAACUGGAGAGAGGAGGCGCAGCUGGAGGAGGAGCGCCUGAAGGACUUCAUGCGUAAGAGAGAACGCGGAGAACUUCUCGUGCAGAAAAUAAACAGCCUGCAAGAGAAUGUUUUACAGAAGACAGAGCUGUCAGUAUCCAAGGACGGAUUUGUUCACUUCGGAGACGCCGUGCUGCUGCUGAACCCAGCCCCGGCGGCGCCGGUGGAGCGUGACCCCGGGGCGUGCGGCAGCCUGGCGCUGGCGGUGCCCCUGGAUGACAGCUACGUUUAUUCGGCCGCACCGCUGCGAGCCCCCAGCGGAGUCAGCGCAGUCAAGGGUGUGGACCCUGUGCGCCGAAAUACUUUUCAUAUUUUAAGUGUGGAUGGAGGUACAGUGGAUGAACCUAUUAGAUUUGGGCAAAAAUUUAGUCUUGGGACAACAGGAGGCUUUUCUGACCAAAUGUUAUAUCUAGCAAGUGACCAUAAAUCAUUUCUAAGAUUUGCUAAAAAAUCUCACCUUCAGCAAGUAUUCCUGACAGAGGAGAUGUCCUACCUGACUUGCUGGCAAGCUGCCUUCUGGGAUCCACAGCUGCGCCUCGAACACGAAGGAUUUCCAGUGCCUGCAAACUCUAAAAUCAUUAUUACUCAUUGCCACACCAACCGCAGCUUAGCUGUUCCAAGGAACUUUUGGACAAGGUCUUAUUUUGGCAAAGAAUAUGAAGUAGUUUGUCACACUUACCUGGACUCCCAUAAAGCUGAAGAAGAUAAGAAUUACUGGGAAAUAGUUACAGGAAAUCCCAGCAAUAGGGAUGGUUCAAUGCUUAACAGACCUGACCCUCAGCCAGGAGGUAUCAGAAAGGAGCUUUGUGAAGAGGCAUAG